AUGCCUCGGGGGGAGAGCUUUGACAACAUCCAUCUUGACAUUUCUAAGGAACCCGGAAAAUGCAGACUGGCUGAAAGUGGUCUGGGCUGGCGCCCUUCGGGUGGCGGUGAUACUUUCACAUUGGAUAGCAGCAACAUCACUGGUGCCCAGUGGAGUCGAGCCUCUAAAGGGUUUGAGUUGAAGAUUCUGUCGCGUUCGGCGGGUGUGAUUCAGCUUGAUGGGUUUGAAACAGAGGACCUCGAGCGAUUGACCAAAGCCUUCAAACUCUGGUACGGCAUCAACGUUGAGACCCGCGAGCACGCUUUGCGAGGAUGGAACUGGGGAAAGGCAGAAUUCACCAAGGCAGAGCUAGCUUUCAACGUCCAGAACCGACCUGCCUUUGACAUUCCGUACUCGGAAAUCUCCAACACCAACUUGGCAGGAAAGAAUGAAGUGGCGGUGGAGUUUGCUACUGGCGGAGACUCCAAGGGACAACCUGCAGGGAGCACUAAGAACCGGGGUCGGAAAGCCGCUGCGGGUCGCGAUGAGUUGGUUGAGAUGCGAUUUUACAUUCCUGGUACUACUGCUAAGGAGAAGACCGAUGAUGCCGACGGCGAAGAUGACAACGAGGAGGAAGUGGCUGAGCAGAACGCUGCCAACUUGUUUUAUGAGACACUUAUGACUCGGGCCGAAAUUGGAGAUGUGGCCGGCGAUACCUUUGCUACCUUCCUCGAUAUUCUUCACCUUACUCCCAGAGGUCGUUUCGAUAUCGAUAUGUACGAAUCAUCCUUCCGUCUUCGUGGAAAAACCUACGACUACAAGAUUCAAUAUUCCGCUAUCAAAAAGUUCUUCUUGCUCCCUAAGAAUGACGAUACCCAUACCCUCAUUGUACUGGGUCUGGACCCUCCUCUGCGCCAGGGUCAGACCCGAUACCCAUUCUUGGUUAUGCAGUUGAAGCUGGACGAGGAGAUCAGUCUUGAGCUCAAUAUGACAGAGGAUUUGUUGACUACCCAGUAUAAGGACAAGCUGCAACCACACUACGAGGAGCCGAUCCACCAGGUGGUGACCAAGAUUUUCCGUGGACUUUCCGGUAAGAAGGUAAUCAUGCCGUCUAAGGACUUUGUGAGUCACCACGGUCAUCACGGUGUCAAGUGUUCCAUCAAGGCCAGCGAGGGUCUGCUCUAUUUCCUUGACAAGAGUCUCAUCUUCGUUCCGAAGCCUGCCACCUACAUCCAAAUGGAGAACGUUGCGGUGGUCACAAUGUCGCGUGUUGGAGGUGCCGUCUCGGCCAGCCGGACAUUUGAUAUUACUGUCACCUUGAAGGGGGGCAGUGGUGAGCACCAAUUCAGCAACAUUAACCGUGAGGAGCAAAAACCCCUUGAGGACUUCUUCAAGACCAAGGGUAUCCGUAUUAAGAAUGAGAUGUCUGAUGACACAUCCGGCAUCCUGAAGGCUGCGCUUGAUAAUGAUGUUCUGAUGGAAUCGAGCGACGAUGAGGCUGUACGAGCUGACCGCGGCUCUGCGGAUGAAGACGACGAGUCACCGGAUGAGGACUUUAACGCAUCCUCUGACUCUGAUCCUGCAGAGGAAUAUGACGAGGACCAUGAGAGUAGUGGCAGUGAUAGUGAUGCUGAGAUGGCUGAUGCCGACGACGCUGACGACGGCAAAUCGGACGGAGGAGAUUCUCGACCAGUGAAGAAGACCAAGGUCAGCAAAUAG
Messenger RNA from Penicillium taxi, 1698 nucleotides. Its product is annotated as FACT complex subunit POB3. NCBI's taxonomy places the organism in Eukaryota, Fungi, Ascomycota, Eurotiomycetes, Eurotiales, Aspergillaceae. The coding region runs from base 1 to 1698 and encodes 565 amino acids. Gene Ontology annotation, cellular component: nucleus; FACT complex. The transcript is spliced from 6 exons. The record is from RefSeq and is a predicted model, not a curated record. Gene Ontology annotation, molecular function: DNA binding; nucleosome binding; histone binding.